Odocoileus virginianus texanus is the source of this 2469-nucleotide messenger RNA. NCBI's taxonomy places the organism in Eukaryota, Metazoa, Chordata, Mammalia, Artiodactyla, Cervidae. The record is from RefSeq and is a predicted model, not a curated record.
UUUCGCCUCUGGAGAACUCGGGCUUGGCCUGUAAUGAGAAGGGCGUGAUCACCGAUCUUUGUUAGGAAGGUUGUUUGGAACAGGGUUUGGGAUUUUUCAGGGGAUAGUGUGCACGUGAGAUGGAGGGCUGGGAUACUUGCUUGCCGUUUAGGCACGCUAUGUGGUGUAGGUGGAGUGUACGUUUGACUUUUGACUCAACUAUGUAUUUUCCUUCUUUUAAGUAGUAAUAUCCAUAACUUGUUUUUACAUAUUUUUUCAUUGAGUGCAUUGUUAUUACUAACUUUCUAAAGACGAUUUUUAUCGGUAAACCAAAAUAGGUAACUGACUUGCCUUCUUGCGAGAAACUAAGAGUUUUGUGCAGUGUGGGUUUUAGAAUCGUUUUUGUAAACAAUUCGCAGAUGCUUUCAGAUUUAAAAACCACUCUGAGAUCCUUACUAGCAAUGUUUUUUGAAACAUCAUAGUUUGAUCAUUAUUACUAAGGACGAGAUUGGGAUAUUCCUUUUAAGUUUGGGUUAUAAAUCUUUGAAUCUGAUUAGAGCAGUAAAAAAUGUCACAUGUUGAAAGGAGCUUUAAAAACAAGAGUUUUAUUUUUGUCCGAGGAAAGUCAUGAUUAGUAAAAGUUGUGGUUAGUGAAGUUUUACUUUAUUCAGCUAUUUUCCAGAAAAUAGGUGGUCAGAAGAAGAGAGACUUGUGAAGCAUAGUACUUGGGCAUAUAGGGUAACUAAUCCUUAAGCAAAAAAAAAAAAAAAAGAACGACUACAUUUUUUGCUGGUUAUAUUAUUACAGGCUCCUUGUGUAACUGCUGCCGUAGCAGUCACUGCCAGUCCAUGUUUUUUUUUGCAAGGGAAAUCUACCUCUUCACUUAUCUGUGAUGCAUUUCUGAUCUAGCACUACUGAACCAAAGAUAUGGAAACUUCAUUGAUAACCUGAGACUCUUCACCAAGGGAGGAAGUGGUGGAAUGGGCUACCCUCGCUUAGGUGGAGAAGGUGGAAAAGGUGGUGAUGUCUGGGUUGUAGCCCAUAACAAAAUGACUUUAAAACAACUUAAGGAUAAAUAUCCUCAGAAACGGUUUGUGGCUGGAGAAGGAGCAAAUAGUCGAGUUAGUGCACUGAAAGGCUCCAAAGGAAAAGACUGUGAAAUUCCUGUACCUGUGGGUGUUUCAGUGACUGAUGAAAAUGGUAAAGUUAUAGGAGAACUCAAUAAAGAGAAAGACAGAAUUUUGGUAGCUGAAGGAGGUCUUGGUGGUAAAUUACUUACAAAUUUCUUACCAUUGAAAGGCCAGAAGCGAGUAAUUCACCUUGAUCUAAAACUUAUAGCUGAUAUAGGCCUGGUGGGAUUCCCAAAUGCUGGAAAAUCCUCUUUGCUAAGUAAGAUUUCUCAUGCAAAACCUGCAAUUGCAGAUUAUGCAUUUACAACAAUAAAGCCUGAACUUGGAAAAAUUAUGUAUAGUGAUUUCAAACAGAUAUCUGUAGCUGAUCUUCCUGGUUUAAUAGAAGGAGCACAUAUGAACAAAGGAAUGGGCCACAAAUUCCUCAAGCAUAUAGAAAGAACUAAACAACUGCUUUUUGUUGUUGAUAUUUCUGGAUUUCAGCUUUCUUCCCAAACUCAUUACAGAACUGCUUUUGAAACCAUAAUACUGCUUUCAAAAGAGUUAGAGUUGUACAAAGAGGAACUUCAGACAAAACCUGCACUCCUAGCAGUAAAUAAAAUGGACUUGCCAGAUGCACAGGAUAAAUUCCAUGUACUGAUGAACCAACUCCAGAAUCCUAAAGAAUUUUUGCAUUUAUUUGAAAAAAGCAUGAUUCCAGAGAGGACUGUGGAAUUCCAACAAAUCAUCCCCAUCUCUGCAAUUACUGGAGAAGGAAUUGAUGAACUAAAGAACUGUAUAAGGAAAUCUCUGGAUGAACAUGCCAACCAGGAAAAUGAUGCAUAUCAUAAGAAGCAGUUGCUUAAUCUACAUAUUUCCAAUACAAUAUCUUAUAGUGAGCCACCAUCAAAGAAUGCUGUUUCGAGUCCUAGAAUGGAUAUAACUUAAAUGUAUUAAAAGUGAUACUGAAAUUGUGUUCAUUUGAAAGCUCUUUGACAAACAUCUUUUAGAAUGUUGGUUGUUACUAACCUGCUGUAUAUACCAUCAUUCAAGAACCAUAUUUUUAAAGAUGUUUUGUAGUUAAGUUUAUCAACAGAUAAAAAAAUAACUGAGUUAAAAAUGACAGUUUAUAAUAUUAUGGUCAUCCACCUGUAAUAACAUCCUAUAGUAUUCUAUAUGUAUGUCUCUAGUGAGAUAAUUUUUAAGGUUAUAAAAAAGGAUUCCUUAUGAGCAACUAGGUUUUAUUUGUUUGCUUUUGAGUUUGUCAUUACCUGGUUCUCCUAAAUUUGUAAUAGUUCUCUUUUUUUUUUUUUGAAAAACCUCAAACUCCUGAAUUUGAACAUAUUCACUGAUAAUAAAGAUCACUGAUAAUCAGCAGAUA